UUAUUUUGUUUGUGGUGCAUUGAUUUUAUUGAAUAUUCGUGAAGAACGUUUCCGCGAAAAAAACUGGUCUUUUGGGAAACACCUCUAUUCACCCCCCCUCUAGAGGUGUGCGAGGCGUCUAACAAGUGGUAUCAGAGCGAGGGAUUUUCAAAGCUUUACCGCUGAAAAUUUAAAAAGAUCAUGGGCGGAAGAACAUUUCAACCCGGAGUUGCCGAAGGACAAUCCACGACAAGGCCACCACUCUUCGACGGCACAAAUUAUGCUUAUUGGAAAGAGAGGAUGAGAAUAUUCAUCCAAUCAAAUGAUUAUGAUUCUUGGAUGGUGAUCAAGCAUGGAGAGACGGUUCCCACGAAGAUUGUUGACGGGGUUCUUGUUCCAAAGUUAGAGACCGAAUAUACCUCAAAUGACAAGAAGAAGAUGCAACUAAAUGCAAGGGCCGUCAACUUUCUAUAUUGUGCCGUGAAUCCGGAUGACUAUCGCAAAAUCUCAAGGUGCAAGACGGCCAAUGAGAUGUGGAACAAAUUAGAGGUCACAUAUGAAGGAACAAGUCAAGUGAAGAACUCAAAGAUCAACUUACUCACCCAUGAGUAUGAGCUUUUCAUGAUGAUGGAAAAUGAAACAAUAGAUGGCAUGUUCGAGAGAUUUUCAACUAUCGUCUCAAAUUUGGAUACACUUGGAAAGCAUUAUGAGGAUCAUGUUCUCCAAUCUACUCCGUGUUGGGUGAAUUACUUGGUUGCGGUUUGUUUUCUUACUUUAUUAUCCACCGUCGACGCCGAGGUUGAGGUCGACGAGACCAUCGGUUCUACCGAUCAAAUCCCUCCCUUCAACGUUGCGGAUUCCGAUGACGAGGACCCCAUUCCACGGCCGAUCGGAAGAAAGAAGGCAAAAUCCAUUGCCUCUGGUUCGGGAGGGUCCGCCUCUGUUUCCGCUUCUCCCCGCGACGAAAUCGGUCGGGCAAUGGUUGAACAACUUCGGGCGUUCAAUCUCCAGGAACAAGAGAGGUUGAAGCUAAAGGAGAAGGAGUUGAAGAUAAAGGAGCAGGAGGCCGAGAUGAAAGUCAUGCAAACUGACCCCGGGACAUUGUCGGAGUUUGGACUAAUGAUUUAUGAGCAAAGAAUGAGAGAGAUCAAGGAGAAAUAUAAUUUACCUUAGUUUUUUUUAUUAAUGGAGAGGAGUGUGUGCCGACUAUCGUCACUCCUGUUAAAAAAAUUCAACAAAUUUG
Messenger RNA from Cuscuta campestris, 1222 nucleotides. The record is from the annotation of a GenBank genome assembly. NCBI's taxonomy places the organism in Eukaryota, Viridiplantae, Streptophyta, Magnoliopsida, Solanales, Convolvulaceae.